AUGGACCCGGAUUUUGAAGGCCGUGUUCUGGUCGUGGCCAACCGUGUGCCCAUUUCUAUCAAGACCACGCAAGAAGGCGAAUUCGAGUACAGCAUGUCCUCUGGGGGCUUGGUUUCCGGGCUCAAGGGUCUGGCCAAAGCAAUUGACUUCAAAUGGUUUGGCUGGCCGGGGAUUGAUGUGCACCGCAACGACAAGGACAGAGUACGCCGACAUCUGCAAGACAAAUUUAACGCCGUGCCCAUCUUUCUGGCGGAAAGCCUUGCCGAAAUGCAUUACAACGGGUUUUCAAACUCAAUAUUGUGGCCUCUAUUGCAUCGCAUGCCCGACAGAGCUGGCUCAGAUGAGAGGUGGUCCAAAGCGUACCAAGAAGUCAACGAGAUCUUUGCCGACAACAUCGUCCCGUACGUGGAAGACAACGACAUUAUUUGGGUUCACGACUACCAUCUCCUGCUCCUACCGGGAAUCUUGCGUGAGAGACUGUCGAAGAAAAAGAAUCUCAAGAUCGGCUUCUUCUUGCACACUCCGUUCCCCACCGAGGACUAUUUCACCAUUCUGCCCUUCCGGGAGCAGAUCUGCAAAAGUUUGCUCCUCUGUGACGUGGUAGGGUUUCACACAAAUCAGUACGCCAAGGACUUUCUGGAGAGCGCUCGCAUCGUCCUCGAAGGCGUGGCGAGAUCUCCGAGUGAUCUACACUGGAACGGCCGCAAGGUGAUUGUACAUGGCUUCCCGCUCGGCAUUGAAGCAGAUGAGUGGAAGCAGAAGCUGCAAACAGACGCGGUCAAGCAAGAAGCGGCCAGCUUGCGGGCCGAGUUUGACGAGCAGAUAAUUAUUCUCGGGGUGGACAGACUCGACUAUAUCAAGGGCAUUCCCCAGAAAUUACGCGCCUUUGAUCGCUUUCUGACAGACCACCCGGAGUGGGUGGGUAAGGUUGUCAUGGUACAAUUGGCAAUUCCGUCACGAGAGGAUGUCGACACAUAUAGAAAGCUGCGGGAGGAAGUUGAAUCCCUUGUUGGGUGCAUCAAUGGCAAGCACGUGAAGCCGGAACAGCUCUGUGCUCUGUACGCAAUUUCGGACGUUCUCAUCGUCUCCUCGAUCCGCGACGGGCUGAACCUGGUGAGCUACGAAUAUGCCGCGUGUCAGGAAGAACGCAAGGGCGUCCUGAUGAUGUCGACCUACGCAGGGGCAAUCAAGACGCUGCCCCCGUCCUCACUGAUCUUGCUUAAUCCCUGGGAUACGCCCCGAUUUGCCGAGAGAAUCAACCAGGCCGUGAAUAUGGGUAUGGACGAGAGGGCGCAGAGGCACAAGGAAAUGAUGCAGGUCGUGGAUACAUGGACAAGUGUCAAAUGGGGCAAAGCCUUCCUCCACACCAUGAUGACCAUGGAAGUCCCUCAAGACGCCGAGAUGCCGGACCGCGACCCGUUGGUGGGAUGGACAUCAGACGUCCCUGACUCGGAGACGGGCACGAUUCGACCCUGA
Molecule: messenger RNA, 1476 nt
Organism: Fonsecaea monophora
Lineage: Eukaryota; Fungi; Ascomycota; Eurotiomycetes; Chaetothyriales; Herpotrichiellaceae
Product: alpha,alpha-trehalose-phosphate synthase (UDP-forming)
Exons: 4
Coding region: 1-1476 (491 amino acids)
Biological process (GO): trehalose biosynthetic process; cellular response to heat
Cellular component (GO): cytosol; alpha,alpha-trehalose-phosphate synthase complex (UDP-forming)
Molecular function (GO): catalytic activity
Source: RefSeq, a predicted model, not a curated record